CAUUAUCACACAGCUCGUUCAACGUUUCGGUCGACACAUUCUCGAGUCAAACUGAAGCACUCUAUUCGUAAAAUCAGAACAAAUUCAAAUUGUAAAUUUUUACCUGUCCCUUCUUUAUAAGUUUUGAGUUCCCUUUCGGUAAAAUUGCCUUGAAAAGCAGCAUAAUCAAACGAAACCCCCGAGCCGAGCUAGCAGACACUCCUCAACUUGCUUGAUUGAGAAAGAAUACUUGUAGCACUAUUUUCGGAAGACAUAUUCUAGUAGCAUAACAUCAGGAUGUCUGACAACACGGCCGUGAGCUCUGUGCUCAACGUUGUUCUUUGCGGAGCCGCCGGUUUCGGUUUCUACAAGAUUGGACCCAGUGAACACCCGUACGCCUUCACAGCCUGCGUUUUUGGUUUCUGCCAUGGACUCUUUGGUUUGGUUAGCGGUUUGACCGGCGAUGAAAAUGUCAAGAAGGUCACGGAGACGACCACAUCGAUCAUGGAGAUCAUACCGCUGCCACUAGUCAAUGUGGAUCUCUAUCUAGGCGCCGAGAGCAACAACAUUGCUCUGGGCCAUGGACUCUUCAUUGUGCCACUGGCCGUCAGCGUGAUCCUCAGCUUUUGCAAGAACGAAAGCGGAGAUGAGGGCGAAGGAAGCCCCCUUGACACGCUGAAGACCCUCACCAUUUUAGGUAACAUCACCUCGCUGUUGUAUCUGGCGAUCAAUGAGAGCAGCUGGAACCUGGGCGGCAUGGCCUUCCUGGCCUUCAUGGCCAAGUUUGGGGCCAAAUUCUUUGAGGAGCAGAUCAGCGAGGGCAGCGGGGAGCCGGUGACCUACUUAAGUUGGUCGGGCUUCUACGUCCUCACCGCCAUGGCCGUCUCGGGCGAGAAGUAAACAGAAGUGGGCGGUGUAUCUGCCCAAAUCCUGGGAUCCGGGUUCCUGACCAUCAGCUGAGUUGGCCCUUGCAGCCCUUGCAACCUCUUUUCCCCAUAAACUUUCCGUCACUUCCGGGUCCCCAACUCAUUCGACCUUGGACGAGCAGAGUGAUGAAUAAAUUAUUGGACUGAUGCUAUGGUGA
Messenger RNA from Drosophila yakuba, 1063 nucleotides. RefSeq lists its product as uncharacterized. Bases 277 to 879 code for a protein of 200 amino acids. The transcript has 2 exons. The record is from RefSeq and is a predicted model, not a curated record. Lineage: Eukaryota; Metazoa; Arthropoda; Insecta; Diptera; Drosophilidae.